CGCAGGACGCUCUCCCAAGAUUUGCCGGGAAAGUUAACCGCAACCUGUGUGGAGGGAAAACCAGCUUGUUGCUCUGACUGUCUUGUCCAGCUUCAAAUCUCAUUCUCUCUCAUGCACCCGACGUUCUUGAAUAAUAAUACCUUGUUCUCUCAAAAGAAAACUCUCAAAUCUCAGGGUGACUGUCUUCACGCUUCACCGUCGCAAGUUUUCCUCGUCGAAACGCGCAAAAUCUCACAACGGGUCUUCUCUCUCUCUCUCUCUGUGGGAAAAGGAUAUCUGUAUGGAAGAUCCCACGGUUCAAAGAUUUCCCGCUCAAUCAGCUCUCGGAACCCCCAUCUCAUCUUCUUCGUCUUCGGGGCUGAAUCUCACCCCCACUAUGUCCGACGAGGACUCGGUCCGUUCGCGCUACAUCGAACGCCUAAUCAACGCCAACUACCAGCCAUCGCCGUCGAGGACGAUCUACUCGGAUAGGUUCAUCCCCACCCGAACGGGCUCCAAUUUUGGGCUCUUUCACCUCCCAGCCCCGCGGCAGCCCAGCUCUUCCGAGGGCCGAAAGGACAGCUCCACCAGCGUCUAUUCCACGCUCCUACGCACGGUACUCUUAGGUCCCGAAUCUGGCGUGGUCUCGCCGGUUACACCCGAGAAGAGGAGCGACUGGACGAACUCGCCCAGCCGUAAUAUCUUCCGGUAUAAGACGGAUACCAGCCAGCCUUUGCAAUCACUUUUUCCAUUUGGAUCUGACGAUGCAAUGCCUGGGGUUAAUCAUAGCCCGGUAAAGAGUCCCCGGAAGAUCCCACAGUCUCCUUAUAAGGUUUUGGAUGCGCCAGCUUUGCAAGAUGACUUUUAUCUGAAUCUGGUGGAUUGGUCCGCGCAUAAUGUGUUAGCAGUGGGGUUGGGAAACUGUGUUUACUUGUGGAAUGCUUGUAGUAGCAAGGUAACCAAAUUAUGUGAUUUGGGCAUUGACGAAAGUGUCUGUUCGGUCGGAUGGGCUCAGAGCGGUACACAUCUUGCUGUUGGAACUAGACAUGGAAAAGUCCAGAUUUGGGAUGCAUCUCGCUUGAAGAGGGUAAGAGCAAUGGGGGGUCAUCGAUUACGUGUUGGGGCCUUAGCCUGGAGUUCAUCGUUUUUGUCUUCUGGUGGCCGGGACAAGACUAUUUUUCAACGAGAUGUACGCGCCCAGGAAGAUUUUGUCAGUAAACUCUCUGGACACAAGUCAGAGGUUUGUGGACUAAAGUGGUCGUAUGAUGAUCGUGAAUUAGCAUCUGGCGGCAAUGAUAACAGACUUUUUGUUUGGAAUCAAAAUUCAACUCAACCUGUACUGAAAUACUGUGAGCAUACAGCAGCUGUUAAAGCUAUUGCAUGGUCUCCCCAUGUUCAUGGACUUCUUGCAUCAGGUGGUGGAACUGCAGACCGAUGUAUUCGUUUCUGGAAUACAACCACAAACUCACACUUCAGCUGCAUGGACACUGGAAGCCAGGUGUGCAAUCUUGUGUGGUCCAAGAAUGUCAAUGAACUUGUCAGCACCCAUGGAUACUCCCAAAAUCAGAUAAUAGUUUGGAGAUAUCCUGCCAUGUCAAAGUUGGCAACUCUUACGGGCCAUACAUAUCGAGUUCUCUAUCUUGCCAUCUCGCCUGACGGACAGACCGUUGUCACUGGAGCUGGAGAUGAAACACUUAGGUUUUGGAAUGUGUUCCCUUCUGCUAAAUCACAGAACACAGACAGCGAGAUUGGAGCAUCAUUUCUUGGAAGAACAACAAUUCGGUGAUGAUCGUAGGCCUUCGGCUUAAUGUCAUCUUUGUCAUGGGAAAUAGUAUACAUAUGAUACUUUAUACCACGGUUUAAAAAUUUAUCAUUCUAGGAGAGACUCAAAAUUGGUCUGCUUGACCCUGCUCAAUGUUUCAAGAGAUACUCAUCACUCAAGUUGAUCAGACCCCAACACACAUUGGGCAGAGAAUUUGCGGGGACCUAACAAUUGCUAAGAUGCAAGGGGUAGUGGUGGAACAGUCCUGGUUUCUUGCAAGCUGACGAUUUUGGACUUCUUAUUCCCACUUCACCAGGUUUUUAUCUGUAGAGGAGGAGGUGUUAACCAAUUAUUUUAACAGCUCCCUUGUAUAUUUGAGAAGGAAGAAUACCAGCAUGCUUUGACCAUACUGGUGUGGCGUAUAUAUACACCGAAUCUCAAACAUAACAUUUUGUACAGAAUCAGAGAAAGCUAAAACUGUUUCUACAUUGUCCUUUUGAUUUCAGCA
Molecule: messenger RNA, 2249 nt
Organism: Juglans regia (Persian walnut)
Lineage: Eukaryota; Viridiplantae; Streptophyta; Magnoliopsida; Fagales; Juglandaceae
Product: protein FIZZY-RELATED 2-like
Exons: 10
Coding region: 281-1765 (494 amino acids)
Biological process (GO): anaphase-promoting complex-dependent catabolic process; positive regulation of anaphase-promoting complex-dependent catabolic process; positive regulation of ubiquitin protein ligase activity
Cellular component (GO): anaphase-promoting complex
Molecular function (GO): ubiquitin ligase activator activity; protein binding; anaphase-promoting complex binding
Source: RefSeq, a predicted model, not a curated record